AUGCCAGAAAAGUAUGUGGUUUCAUGGACGGUGAUGUUAGAUGGAUUGAUCCGUGAGCGUAGAAUUGAUGAGGAUAAGAGACUUUAUAGUAUGUUAGGUAGGCUAUGUCUGGAGGGUCGGUUGGAUGAGGCACGGGAGAUUUUUGACAGUACACUGCAGAAAUAUGGUUUGUCGGACUACAAUAAUCUCAUCUCAGGUUGUGCUAAGAAUGGGAAGGUGGAUGUUGUGAGGAAACUUCUCGAGGUGAUGCCUGGAAAGAAUGAGGUCAAUUGGACGGCAAUGGUUAUGGGGCACACGCAGUGUGGGAGGACUCGUGAGCUUUUUGAUGCUAUGCCAGUUAAACCUGUUUUUGCUUGUAAUGUGAUGACACAAGGAAUUAGGCUGCAUUUCCCUUCAUUAAUCAGCAUUCUUUCUGUUUGUGGUUAUGCACAACACGGUUUGGGAAGAGAGACUCUACAAGUGUCUCAGGAGAUGUGUUCUUCAGGCAUUGCUGUAAAUGACGUUACUUUGUUGGAGUUCUCUCGGCCUGUAGUUAUUCUUGACUAG
Messenger RNA from Fraxinus pennsylvanica, 546 nucleotides. Lineage: Eukaryota; Viridiplantae; Streptophyta; Magnoliopsida; Lamiales; Oleaceae. The record is from the annotation of a GenBank genome assembly.